This is a messenger RNA of Ipomoea nil (Japanese morning glory), 636 nucleotides long. RefSeq names its product translation initiation factor IF-2-like. Lineage: Eukaryota; Viridiplantae; Streptophyta; Magnoliopsida; Solanales; Convolvulaceae. The transcript has a single exon. The record is from RefSeq and is a predicted model, not a curated record. The coding region runs from base 1 to 636 and encodes 211 amino acids.
AUGGCACAGAGGAAGGCGAUAUGCGUCAGUGGCGGGAAGGUAGAAACAGGCAAACAGCAGACCGGCCAUAGAAGAGAGAGGAGGACAGGCAAUAGGGGCGUGAAAACCGCGAUGACGGGGGCGAGUGCGGGAGGAGGCCGAAGCACAGCCAAGGGGGAGGCUGGAAGGGAGGAAGGGGCCGGGCGAGAGGCGACGACCAUGCGGGGAGCGGGAGGCCCUGGGAGGGAAGGGGGGGACGGAGGGGAUAGACAGGGAGGCAAAGGCGGAAGGAGGGCCAAAACGGCGAACAGGCGAGAGAGCCAGACGCAAGACGGACGGGGAAGGGAAGGGAGGGGAACGGCCGAACCAGGGCCCGAUCCAGGGAAGGGGGGGGGAACAGCGGUGCGGGCAAGCCAGGCCAAGACAAGGCAAGAAGGGCGGGGAGAGCCAACAGGCAAGUCCACGGGGAAGGCGGAGAGGUGGGAGCUAAGAAGGCCCCGCCAGAAGGCCAAAACACGAGCCGGAGGACCGGGGGACAGACAAACCCGGGAUGAGAUGGAGGGACCCGGGGAAGGCGCGCCGGAGGGCACAGGGAGGGGAGGGAGAAGGAGGGGAGCGACGAGGCGGCGGGAACUAGGGCAACGGCUCGGGGGGUGA